Molecule: messenger RNA, 4378 nt
Organism: Rubroshorea leprosula
Lineage: Eukaryota; Viridiplantae; Streptophyta; Magnoliopsida; Malvales; Dipterocarpaceae
Source: the annotation of a GenBank genome assembly
CUGUGGAUUGAGUUAGGUAAGCCUGGUGGUGGCUGAAGUCGCUGCUGUCCCGUUAUCCUCUGGCAUUUCGUCGAACAUCUUCUGAGCUCACAUCUUCUUAGUUCUUCAUUGUCCAAAUCCAAAUCAAAUCCUUAACGUCACCCCUUCGGAUUCAAAACAUCCCGAUUGGUUAAUGCAGUGAUCCUUGCGGACUGUUCUUAGGGAUUCUGGUGUGGGAUUUUCUGUUUGGCUUGCGAGAAAGUGAUGGAGAUUCAGUUUCCGGUGGAGUUAGAGAAGGAAUUAGAGCGAGAAGUGUCUCCUCUGGUGUCGGCGAUGGGAAUGGGGAAAGGUGUUGGCCCUCGUGGAUCGGAGAUUCCGAGCCCUGAGUUAGCCCAGCUGAUCGUUUCCCAUCUCUGCUUCCGCCACAACCAUCCUUCCCUCUGGAAGUUUCUCCACAGUGCUCUGUCUUCUCGCCUCCUCUCUCCCAUCCAUGUCCUCGCGUUGCUCACUUCCAGAGUGAUUCCUCAACGAUGCUCUCAACCAGAAGCAUACAGGCUAUAUCUCGAGCUUCUUAGCAGAUAUGCAUUAUCAUUUGAUCUGUCUAUGCCAGAUACUUCUAAACUGAAGAUAUUAGAAUCUGUAGAUGCUGAAUUACAGCUUUCUCAGACUUAUGGGGCUCCAGUGAGGGAUCUUGGGCAUGCAUUUGUUUUGUUCUUUUUCAACAUUGUCACCUGCUUAAUUGACAGUUCAUUGGAUGAUUGGGGAUUGCAAAUAACAUCUUUAGAUAAGCCAGGUGGAGCAGUUGCAAGCAUGGACCAUCAGCACAUGGACAUAGACUCCUAUGGCAGUUAUCAAAUUGAAAGGAAUGAACACCAUCAGCAGAUGAGGCAGAAGAAUUCUUUUAUGGCUAUAGAGGUUCUAGAAAGACUAACUGAAAGCACAAAAGCAAUUGUUCUACUUAGGCUUGUUUAUCUGAACAUGCCUGAAAAGUUUGAUGGUCUCAUUCAAAGACUGCAGUUCCUUGAAGCAGAUAAGUUGAUAUUCUCAAACCUUAAAUCUGCAAACCAGCUUUUGGAAAGAUUGUCUGCCAAUGUCAAGAAAGUUCCAUCUUUUAAAUACCAGUUAAAGAACCAGCAGCUUAUCAGAAUGCUGGUUAAUGUUAGAUCAAAUAAUCCAGUCUCUUGCUGCAAUUUUGGUUCCAGUUCAUCAAGCUGUUGGGUGCCUUUUGAUAUUUUCAUGGAGAAUGCAAUGGAUGGGAAGCAACUUCUCAUCAAAUCAGCUAUUGUUAUUCUGACAGAAAAAAUUUACACUCUCAAAGUGUAUAACCAGGCAAGCUGGCAAGAAACCUUCCUAGCACUUUGGCUUUCAGCCCUUCGGCUUGUUCAGAGAGAACGUGAUCCUCCAGAAGGUCCUAUUCCUCAUUUAGAAGCUCGUCUUUGUGUCCUUUUGUCUAUUGUGCCCUUAGCAAUUGCAAAUGUGUUGGAGGAUGAAGCCAAGUUGCAUCCUUCUGUUCAGGAAUCUGGGUAUAAUGGAAUGGAUGGGAAAGGAUAUGGUGAAAGAAAUCUUGCACUUAUUUCCUCUCUCCAGCUGCUUGGAAACUUUUCUGGCCUCUUAUGCCCUCCAGCAUCUAUUACUACAGCAGCUAACCGUGCUGCUGCAAAGGCAGCAAGUUUCAUUUCCAUUUCCAAGAAUGGCAAAGAUGGUUUAGGCAGUGGCACCCCUACUGAUAGUUUCUUAGAUAAUGGUGGCAACAUGAGGCACCUCAUUGUGGAAGCUUGUAUUUCAAGAAAUUUGAUCGACACAUCAGCAUAUUUUUGGCCUGGUUAUCUGUCUUCUUCAGUUGUCUCUCUAUCUGAUAUAACACCAUCCCAGAAAUCUCCUUGGUCCACAUUUAUGGAAGGAGCUCCUUUGACUGAUUCUCUUGCAGAUUUGCUUUUCACAACUCCUGCUUCAAGUUUAGCGGAGAUAGAGAGGUUAUAUCAUAUUGCGCUGAAUGGGUCAGCAGACGAGAGGCCAAUAGCUGCAAAGAUUCUAUGUGGGGCAUCACUCAGUCGUGGAUGGAAUAUUCAGGAACAUGUGGUGAACUUUGUUGUCAAACUUCUUUCCCCUCUUGUUCCUCCUGGCCAUAUUGGACCAAGGAGUCACUUGAUUGAUCAUAUGCGAAUGCUAAGUGCUAUUCUUUUUGGUGCUUCCUCCGUUGAUACUGUACAUAUUCUUUCUUUGCAUGGUGUGAUCCCUGAAGUUGCAGCUUCUUUAAUGCCUCUGUGUGAGACCUUUGGUUCUCUUACACCUACAUCUGGUAACAAAUCAAAGACAGGCGAUGAACCAUCAAUUUACAUGGUUUUUUCUUUAGCAUUUCUCUUUCUUCUGCGUCUGUGGAAAUUCUAUAGACCCCCAAUCGAGCAAUUUCCUGCAGGAGGAAUGGGACCUGAGCUAACUUUGGAAUAUCUUUUGCUGCUCCGUAAUAGCCGCAUUGUAAACCAAAAUGCUUGUGCACAAGAUGUAAAGGAUGGCAGUAUGGAACAACUUCGAUUUGCAUCAGAUAAGCCUGUAUACAUUGAUUAUUAUCCAAAAUUACGAGCUUGGUAUUGUCAAAAUGGAUCAUGUAUAGCUUCAACACUGCCUGGCCUUUGUAGUGGAAACCCUGUUCACCAAGUUGCUAACAAGAUUUUAAGUAUGAUUUACUUGAAAAUGACCAAAUCUGUAGCCUCAUCUUGUAAUUCUUCGACACCAUCUGGUAAUUCUUCAACCCCAUCAAGCAGCAACGUUUGUGGGUCCCCUGUGAAUGGUGGUGAAGAUGCUUGCCAAACACAUAUGCUCUCUGCUUGGGAGGUGUUAGAAGCCGUUCCCUUUGUCCUUGAGGCAAUAUUAACUGCUUGUGACCAUGGAACGCUUUCCUCUAGGGAUCUGAUAACAGGCCUAAGGGAUCUUAUCGAUUUCUUGCCUGCCUCUCUUGCGGUGAUUACUAGCUACCUUUCUGCAGAAAUCACUCGUGGUCUUUGGAAACCAGUUCCAAUGAAUGGAACAGAUUGGCCUAGUCCAGCAGCAACUCUUUUGUCUGUUGAAUCUGAAAUGAAAGAAUUACUUGCUUCUGUUGGUGUUCAUGUACCGAUCUGGUCCUCUGGGGCUUCUCCUCUAAUGCUUCCUUUGCCAGUCGCAGCUUUUGUCAGUCUAACUAUUACUUUCAAACUUACCAAGAACCUGGAGUACAUCCAUGCUGUUGUUGGUCCAGCACUGGAGAAUUGUGCAUCAGCUUGCGCUUGGCCAACAAUAAUUGGCUCUCUUUGGGCUCAGAAGGUUCGGCGCUGGCACAACUUCAUAGUUGUAUCAUGUUCUCGCUCAGUGUUUGGGCAAAGUAAAGAAGCUGUCGUCCAAAUAUUGAGGAGCUGCUUCACCUCAUACCUUGGAUCUCUUCAUAAUUCAAAUUCUUUGUCAACCAAGCAAAAUGGUAUUGAUGGUUUACUGGGCAACAUAAUUGCAACUCCUCCUGGUGUUUGUCCUUUCAUAGCACCAGGAAUCUUUUACCUUCGCUCCUGUAGGUUGAUGCCAGAUAUCCGGCAUGUGAAUGAUAUGAUUGUUGAGCUAGUAACAGAAUAUGCUCGAGAAUCAGCUGCGAGAUGGGCAAGCUCAGACACCCCUCGUGUGCAAUCUAGUCAAGCAUCACUGUCCCUUGCUGCUGUCAGGGCAAAGGAGGUGGCCACACUAGGUGCUAGCCUUCUAUGUGUGUCAGGUGGGUUUCUGCUGGUCCAAGAACUGUACCGGGAGACCAUACCUACCUGGUUUCUCUCCUUAAAGGAAGAGAAACCCGGCAAGGUGAGUGCUUUGGCACGUAUAAUUGAGGGAUAUGCAAUGGCAUAUAUGUUAGUGCUUUCAGGGUCAUUUGUAUGGGGUGUUGGGGACAAAUCACGUUUACAUUCGUUCUCUAGACGUGGCCGAAUUAUUGGGAUCCACAUGAACUUCCUGGCAAGAGUUUUGGAAGGGAACAUUUUGCUCUGCUGCGACCCACUUACAUGGAAGGCUUAUGUCUGUUGUUUAGUAAGUUUAGUAGUGAGCUGUGCUCCAGCAUGGAUUCAAGAAGUGAAACCAGAGACAUUACAGACAUUGGCAAGUGGGUUGAGAGGAUGGCAUGAAUGUGAGCUUGCUUUCUCUCUCCUCGAAAGAGGUGGGAUUUCUACAAUAGGAUUUGUUGCUGAACUGAUUGAUAUGAUUAACUGAGACGACUACAAACCUGCUAUUUCAUCUUUGAUCAGAAGAGUUAGUGCAUUCUAAAUGCAAAUUUAAUGCAUAGAUUUCUUCAGUUUUUUGGUAUAUCAGAAAGUCAAUUGCAAGAUUUAAAAGGUUGACAUUGACUUAAAAUUAAAAUUUUCAAGUUGCUUAACAUUAAAGUUCGAAAAAUGUU